UGCCGCCAAACGGAGGCAGAAAACAGACAGUUAUGCUAGAGUGUUAGCUUGCUGUUUCACACUGGCAGAAGCCCUGUCAGCUUCAAAUCUACCAAUCAUAUGAUAAUUUGGAUUAUCUCGUAUUGUAACAGUCAUUCAACUUUGAGGUAAUUAACAAAUCGAUCACUCGUUGUUUGAAAUAAAAACUAAUCGACAUUAACACGCACAAAGGUUAUCAUAUUCGCUUGAUUUUUCGUCUAUGAUACCAAAAUCAGCAUCGCAACUCACCCAAGUCUGGUAAGCAAGCAGGCUCGUCGAGUUCUGUACGCGAACCAGAGCGUCACUAACCCAGCCAGAAGAGGCUCGUGCAUUAUGGGAUCUUUCUGGGCUUGACUUUUUGGGCUAGGGGCUGCCUCGUGCGACUUUUCCUUUAUUCCUCAAGAAACUAAUGUUGCUAAUCAACCAGCCUCACAUGUUGAUGGCGGUGACAGCUCUUCUUUGACGAAUUUGGAAGUCCCGAAACUGGGUCGUCUUUGAGGGCAACCGGUAUGGGAUCCCAAGUCUGAUGCGUCAGUUUAAUCAACAGUACCAGGAAUGAAUCAACCUUCCGUCUGACCCUAGUGUGCGGGUGUCUGUUCACCCUUCUCAGGCGAUUCAGCUUCCCACUACCACAUUAUGUAUGUGGGAUGGGGCGACUAGAUGCGGGUCCCACUCUGCAGGGGGUAUGGUUAUCUUGGAUCAGGGUGGUCACAUCCUCUCCUCCAGAGAGGUUCAGUUCCCGGGCAUUUAUGACCCAAUGAUAGUUGAAUUACUGGUUCUUAGGGAGGCUGUCAGAUGGUAUCUGGAUCGUGGCCUAUCGGAGGUGUGCUUUGCUGGUGACGCGAAGGUGAUAAUUGAUAAGAUUAAUGGCAUGGAUACCAGGGAUAGUUGCAUGGGGGUAAUCCUUGAAGAAGUUGCAGGUCUCCUGACGCUGGGUAGUCAGUUUUGUGUGUGAUUUGUAGGUCGGAGGAACAAUAGGGUAGCCCAUUUGGUGGCUGGAAAGGCCCUUUCUUUGUACUCGUCUACGUGUCGCUUUUUUGAAUUUCUGGCUUGGCUCAGGGUGUAAUGAUCUUUUUGUCUAAUCAAUAUAUAUGUGAUGAUCUUUUGUUAAAAAAAAAAAGAUUAUUGCUACGGUUGUUAAAUUCAUUGAAGACCAAAGUUGAAUGACCAUUUUGUUAGUUGCUCCAAAGUUCAAUGACCGUUUCUGUAACUAGACUAUAACAAACCUACGAUGAUUUCUAGGGAAUACAAAAGACAACACUAUGCCCCUCCCUACUUAGUAAUAUCCUUCCAACAUUAGCUGUAAUAUAUUUGCCACUGACUCUUCCUCUCUUCUGAAAAAAGCCCUAAAUAAAACCCCCCCACCAAUUCUCAAACGGUUCAUAGAUCAUCCUCUUACAGAAAACAUUGAGAGCAGCAAAGCUAUGCAAGAAACUACGGUGAGAACGAAGAGCUUUCGGGAUGAGGACCACAGCUACAGGAGGGUGUUUCUGAGGAGCUAUCCACUUCACUGGGAAGCCGACGAUAAAAGUGAUGACAACAUAAGCAUGUCAGCUAACAAGAACGACCAGAAGAAACCUAUGAAGAAGAUGAUACUGUCUGUUUUUCAGUGGGGAGAAGCUAGGGUUCUGGUUCUGAGAAGAUUCAAGCACAAGGUCACGGUGUACGCCGUGAGUUGUAUCCCUGGUGGCUAAACAAAGAAGACUUAUGGGGUCCUAAUUUCAAUCUGAUCUCCAUUCUUCUUCAGUAAGAAACUCUACUUGAGCCACACAUACAAGGGGAGGCAGCUAAUAAUGUAUGUGCUUGGAUUCUAUGAUCGUGGAUUCAAAGAGAAUCGGAGUGCCUAUUUAUACAUAGUCAGCUGAAAUAUCACUCUCUGCCUUUUCUGCCAUCAUUUUGUUUUCCGAUGUUUCUGAAACCUAUGUGUUAUUCUGAAUGUAUUAAGAUAAUAAUUCACAACAAAUGUGAGAACUGAAGUUGCAUGAAACAUUAACGCAGUGGCUGACAAGGAGCAAUAACAUAAAUCGCCUCGAGAAAUCGAAUGAUCACUCCCCUAUGAUUUCUACCUCAGUUUAACAAAAGAAACCCAACUUGAUCUGCUUAGUUUAUGCAGGAGGGGGAUAGGAGAAACAAAGACAUGACUUUCGC
This is a messenger RNA of Linum trigynum, 2166 nucleotides long. The record is from the annotation of a GenBank genome assembly. NCBI's taxonomy places the organism in Eukaryota, Viridiplantae, Streptophyta, Magnoliopsida, Malpighiales, Linaceae.